AUGUCUGAGCUAGCUCCUCCGAAUAAGACCCCGCCGAAUCAAAUAGGCAACAGCAAGACAGGCGGUACUAUCCAAACACCCUCAAAAAAUCAAAAAAAGGAGGAACUGCCACCCGGGGAAUCGGAACCCCCCGAAGUACGCGAUAAGCGCCGUCAGCGGCUGCUGAAAUGCCUUGGCGAUAACAUAGAACACAACUAUUUGUUCAAUGCCUUUGUUGAAUCUCUGGGUGUGAAGGAGCGGUAUGAACGGUUCAUCAAGGAUUGGCCUGAUCUCUUCCUCAGCAUAGCCAGAGGAUCGCCAGUGGCUGAUAGCAAAGGCAUCGUAGCCAAUACAGGUCGCUCGGAAGCCAGACUCAGGGGGUUGCCCUUUACUGACGUUUUCAUAUCUUACCCGAAGUUGAUGGGGUUGACUAAGGAAGCUCGUUUGGUCGAAUAUUUUAUCUUCCUCUUCGACGCAAUGGUCAAUGCAGUUCGUGUCGCAAAUAAAGAUAUUCCAGCAGGCGGAACUCCAAUCCCAGCGUGCAGGCUUAAUCUGGAUGAACAUCAGACUGAUGCUAUACCAGGCACACCGCACAAGCCAGAUAUCACGUUUUAUCACAACUACAUGACAUAUGACAUUCAAUCCGUCCAUGCUAUACUCGAGGCCAAGAUGGAUUCGAACCCCAAGAGAACCCCAGAGGAUACUCGUGGCCAGCUCGCAGAUUACGGCUAUUUGCUCAAUGAUCAGCAGGCAACCCGCACGUUUGCGCCUAUCUUCUACCUCCAUGGGCACCUCCUGACGCUUCACGCAUAUUAUCGUGACAAACUGUACAUCGUCGAGCUUGGCCAGCUAUGCUUUAAUACGGGUCGUUGGACACCUGAACUAGCUGGAAGAAUUCAGUCAUGCCUCAUGCGGCUUUGGUUCCUGCUGACUCUUGAGUCUGACAUUUUCGGGCAUUUCUGCGAUGUCUCAGAGGAAUCUGACUCUUUCUUUUUUUCGCAGAAAGUCAAUGUGGAGAGCAAGGGCGAUUCGAAGAUCGAAGUCUUAUACUCAGCUUCCAAGCAUGUCAAGGAUGUCAAGGAUGUCAAGGAUGUCAAGGAUGGCGCUGCUCUGUUUUGUAUCAAGGAGACAAUAGCGCGUUAUUCAUACAUGAUUGGGCGCCAUGUCCAUUUAUUCAGGGGGACUUGCAAAGGUCGUGAUGCUGUGCUGAAGCUUUCCUGGACCCCAGUCAAUCGUUUGCCCGAGGGCGCCGCAUACGCCAUCCUCAACAAGAGACCAGUCGAAUGUAUCCCCAAGAUCUUUUCGAGUGGCCUGCUCAUCAGCGACCUUAAUGGAUACCGGCUGGAGUUCGUGCUCAUGGAAUACUGCGGCCAGUCAAUGGCCGAGUACCUGAAAGUCAAGACCAAAAAGGAGAUAUGCAAGCUAGUUCCUAGCUUUGUCAAGCAGCUGACCCUGUGCCUUGCCCAGGCAAAUGACACUGGUGUCCUGCACAGGGACAUCUCAGCAGGGAACAUGUGCAUCAAAAACGACAAGGUGUAUGUCAUUGACUGGGGCUGUGCCAAGGUCAUUGGCUGGGGGACUACUAAGGAUGCUGCCAGGGAUGCUGCCAGGGAUGCUCCUAGGGAUGCUGCUGAGGACACUGAUGAGGACACUGAUGAGGACACUGAUGCGGAGACUGAUGAGGAUGCCACUGAGGAUGCUGUUGAGGAUCCCACUGAGGACACUGGCCCAACCCAACUUAAACAUAUUGAGGUUGCCGAACAGUGGGGAUUCAAUGCAACAACAGUGGGACAAGUGGAGGUGGCCAAAGACCCAUUUACAGAGACGCCGCUUUUCAUGGGAAUUCCCAUGCUCAGCAGCAGCCCCAUCCGGGGAAUCCUUGACGACAUGGAGAGUGUUCUCUAUGUCGUUAUGGACGCAGUGCGUCCAGCUGGUACUAAUAGGGAUGACGUUCAGGGCUUCAAAUUCCUGGACUCUCCAUCCCUCGCCAUCACAAGGUGGGGUUUGAUCCAAGGUGGUGGUAUCUUGCUGAAGGGCUUCAGUGUUGAUGGUAUUAGCCCUAGUCUCAAAAAGCUCAUUCGUGCAAUGCGCCGGUUCCUUUUUGAACCAGAAAAUAAGGUUAUGAACCACCGGCUCUGGUCAAACAAGAAAUUUGUCCGGCAGGCCAACUGGGAUGCUGCUCCUGAGUUUAUGCAUCCCAAGGCGAUUGAGCUCCUCAAAGAGGAUAGUGGCCAGCUUAAGCGACCAGCUGAGGACGAGAUCAAUGCUGGGUCAUUCAAGAAGCUAGCACUUUAG
Messenger RNA from Kickxella alabastrina, 2274 nucleotides. RefSeq lists its product as uncharacterized. The record is from RefSeq and is a predicted model, not a curated record. Bases 1 to 2274 code for a protein of 757 amino acids. The transcript is spliced from 2 exons. NCBI's taxonomy places the organism in Eukaryota, Fungi, Kickxellomycota, Kickxellomycetes, Kickxellales, Kickxellaceae.